CAUUUCCUGAGAAGUAAAAGCAGAAACUUGUGAAGUUAGUGUGAAAAAAAAAAAAAAAAAAGAGGAAGAAGUAGAUCAUCUUUAAUGUCCGAACAAUGGAGAGACAACACUGGAUGCACUGUAGCUAUUUCAUCACAGUGGUCCUCUUCGCGCUUAAUGAUGGCAUCAGAUUAUCUGACAAGAUCACAGAAUGUGCUGGAAGAGUAGAAUUUUCCAAUAUGUCAAGAGUGUGUGGUGGAGACUGGAGUCUGAAAGAAGCUGAAGUGUUGUGCAGACAGCUCUCCUGUGGAAAAGCAGAGGCAGCGAGGCCCAUUGGUUCUGACUCUCCCUUUGAGGGCAUUCGGCUGAAAUGCACUGGAAAAGAAUCCAGUCUGACCAAUUGUAAACACAGUGGAGGGACCUGUUCUCAAGGUGAUGCUGGAGUAGUCUGUUCACAUGACUUCCCUAAACCUGUCAUCUCUGUGGUGCCCCCUGGAGUAAAUUGGGGUGGAACUAUUAGUAUUACAUGUGAUAUUUCAAAAUUUAAAAAAAUUUCUGAGCUGACUCAAGGAGUAUUCAAAUUGACCAAAAACUCAAUUGAGAUUAAACAAUCACGUGUCAGUCACAAGGCCAUUUUCACUGAGUCAAAGGUGAAGUUUGAAGACAAGGGACAAUAUCAGUGCUGCUAUAAAGAAACAAGUCCAGGCUUUUGCAGCCCUGUUAGCUUCACUGUGACUGUGGACCUGCCCGUGCCCAGCCUGUGUGUGUCUCCUCCUGCUGGGGGACACUGCUCCUCUGACACUGUCCACAUCACCAGGGGAGACAGUUUUGUCCUCCGCUGCUCUGUCUCCUCAGACGUCCCAGAAGGCCUGUUUUUCUUGUGGUUCUCUGGCUCCAACAGCUCUGUCCAUCAGCCUUCAGUCAACCACUCAACCUCCUUCCACUUUCCUGUGUCCCAGAGCCAACACCAGGGACAAUACAGCUGUGUGUAUCAGGUCACUGGGGCAGGACACACGUACACCUCCCCCAUAUCUGCAGUUGUCAAUGUGAUCGUUAAGAAACCUCUGCUUCCCAUUAUCCUUCCUGUGGUGGCAGUGAGUCUGUUGCUUCUUGUCUUGAUUGGAUUGUACCUCUUACACAGAAGAAGAAGAAGAAGAAGACAUGUUGUCGAGCUCACAAACUCAGCCCCAGCUCCAAUGAACGCCUUGAACCGUUAUGAAGACUCAGAUGAUGAAGAUGAUGCAGACUAUGUGAACGCUCCAAAUGGAGGAGAGGAUGAGGACAGUGAAGAGCCGGACUAUGUGAAUGUGACAGCGGUCCAUGAUAAUGAUAUUGUGGAAAUUUAUGGAGGCGACAAUGACAGUAUUUAUCAGAACUGUUAAUAUAAGACUUCUGAACAGCUCCAGCCAAGUGGCCCAGUGACACAGCUCAAAGCUUUUCUUUUUUUUAAAUAGAAAUUAUACUUGUCAAAAAUGUGUUUGAAUGCAUUAUUAUAUGUGAACUAAACUUGGCUCCCACAUGAGCCCUUUAAAUAUCAGUCAGUUUACCCACAAAUGAUUCACUUUAUGAAUGUCUUUUGGACAAAGACAAGGCGAUUGUGUUACCUCUUUGUACCUCUAUUUGCAACAUCACUAUGUAAAUGAUGCAUUAAAAACAAAUGCAUGCUCUA
This is a messenger RNA of Boleophthalmus pectinirostris (great blue-spotted mudskipper), 1648 nucleotides long. RefSeq lists its product as uncharacterized. Lineage: Eukaryota; Metazoa; Chordata; Actinopteri; Gobiiformes; Gobiidae. The coding region runs from base 96 to 1361 and encodes 421 amino acids. The record is from RefSeq and is a predicted model, not a curated record. Gene Ontology annotation, cellular component: membrane. The transcript has 7 exons.